Molecule: messenger RNA, 3594 nt
Organism: Besnoitia besnoiti
Lineage: Eukaryota; Apicomplexa; Conoidasida; Eucoccidiorida; Sarcocystidae
Product: tetratricopeptide repeat-containing protein
Exons: 13
Coding region: 1-3594 (1197 amino acids)
Biological process (GO): protein localization to cilium; intraciliary retrograde transport
Cellular component (GO): intraciliary transport particle A
Molecular function (GO): protein binding
Source: RefSeq, a predicted model, not a curated record
AUGGCUGAACUUUCGUCGGACGCGCAUGUCCGAGAGGUACUCUUUUUCCUGGCGCAAAGGCAGCAGUUUCGGCGGAUUCAAAGGCUUUGUAUGCGAGAACUUACCGUGAGGUUCAGUGCUGAGCUUCUCUUUUGGCACUCCUUCGCUUUAGCAGAAGAAGGAAGCGUAGCAGAGGCUGAGCAAAAGCUUCAAAGUCUGCUAACCAAGAAAAAGGUCGCCUUCGCAGCUGCAUCAGCUCUGCAUCAUUAUCGCGCGCGAAAAAGGUUCGCUGGAACAAGCGAGGUGGAUUCCGAGGAGACGCGAACAAAGGCGCUUGAGGAGAAAGCGUCCGCCAACGAUGCUGCGAUCCUUCUCGCCAUUCGCUUCUUUCUUUUGGUGGGCGAGUUGGAGACCGCUUCGUCCCUCCUCACUGCCCAGGAAAAGCUGCGCGAGACUAUCUACUACUACCCGUGGUUUUGGCCAGCGUCGAUAUACAAAAGCGAACUCCUUAUGAUGCUUGGGCGCUGGGAGGAGGCGACAGAGUGCGCUAGGCGCGUACUCCAAGUGGAAGAGGAUGACUUAGACAGCCACAAGGUCGUCGCUCUACAAACGGUUGCUUAUAAAGGGGACAUAGACCACGGCAUCCUGAAAAUUCGGGAGUUCUUUCAGCUCCUCGCGGUUCACACGCGAGGGCGGUUCUCGCCUCAUCACAGCCUGCUGCUCAGCAGACUCAAGAUUCGACGAGGCGUGAAGCUCAGUGCGGGGGAGCACGAAACGAUGGCUAGUCUCCAGGAAGCCAUGCUCAGCGUCGAUGAAGCCGUUUCCGCGACCGUCCUCGACUUUCGGUCUACUCUGGGGACGGGGUUCUUCAUCGCCUUUCGGGCGGACCUCCUCUUUGACGCAGCAACGAGAUAUAUGGACUUGGCGUGGUUCGCGACUCAAUUGAACGCCUUUAGACCACCGUCAGGGACGUGCACUGUGACGCUUGGCGCAGGCUUUCUGACGGCGGCGACCCCCACGAAAGAAACUGGUUUCGUCCAGAUCGCACUCAGCAAAGCCUUGUCCGUGCUCACGACUCUUUGUCACUUCAUGCCGGUGCAUGGCUUGGCGCAGCUUACCGGACAGCCGGCAGAGGGCCUCGAGCAGCUCGAAAAAGCCCUGUCUCUCGACACCGCUUUGAAAGACUCUUUCCCUUACCAUUUUGUCAAGGCCGAACUGCACAUGCAGAAAGAGGACUACGCCCUCGCCGUGUCCACGCUGGAAGAUGCUGAGAAGCUGGCGAGUGUCGCACGGGAGCAGACGCCGCACCCCCACGUGGAGGGGCAGGCGCCAUCACAGGAGGCGACGGCGAAGAGCGGGGGCUUGUCGCGAUUGUCUCGACGCCCUUACAGAUAUCUCUUGUUUCCCGUGACGGCGCUGGAGCGGACGGAGUGCCUAUGCCUCAUGGCGACUGCCGCCGCGAAGUGCAACCGCUUGGAAGAAGCAGCUGAAAUCCUGUCGCGCGCGGCUUCUGAGCUUGAUGGAGACCCGCUCGCGGAUCGCAUCGUUCUCUGUCAAGCGUCUCUAUCCGCCAACUCUGGAGACCUGGCCAGCGCGGAGCGGCUCCUGCGCUCUGUGGAUGAGACGAGUCCCUUCUACGUCAAGGCGCAAUUGAGUCUGGCGCACAGGUUCCUAAAGGAAGACAGGAACCGCGACGCGUACGCCCGCUGCUUCAGAGACAUUGCCGAGGUGCAGCCAACGGCCGAUAACUUCGUGGCUCACGGCGAGGCCCUUCUAGAAGUCUACGAACCCAGAGGAGCCGUCGAGGCGUUCGAACGGGCAGUGCGCGCGAGACCUGAGGACGGCAGACUCGUCCGACGCGUCGUCGACGCCCUCGUGAAGACGCAUCAGUACGAGCGAGCGAUUGCUUACGCGAGGGACGCCCUCCGCGACCAUCCCGACGACCUGGAGCUGAGACGCGACUUGGUCUCGCUUCUCUUUAGGUUGAAAAGAUGGCAAGAGGCCAUCGACACUGCGUCGCCUCUCGAGGGCGACGGCAUCACCCACGAAGGAAAUUCUGCUCUUCAAACCAAGAUCCAGGUGCUGCUUCUAAAGGUGAAGGCGCUGCUCGCCCAGACAUCGUCGUGCUCAGAUUGCGAAAAACAAACUGAGCUAGAAGAAAGGGCCUUGCGAACCUUGCACCGCUGUCGAGCUGCGGUAAAACGUCAUCUCGAGAGUCAUCCGCAGAGUGCGGGGUUUACGUCUGGCGACAGCCCGUCCAUCUCCCAGCUCGGGGCGGACGUGUACUGCCAGCUGGGGGCGAUUAUGGAGCGGAGCCGCCGUGAGGCGACGCAGGUCGCGCAGCGUUUUCAGGAGGCGCUGGAACUCGACAGCAGCCGCACCGCGGCGCUCCUCGCGCUCUCGCGAAUUCAUUCGCGGCAGGGGAAUUUGGAGGCUGCGGAGGAGUACCUCUCCGCACUGCACCUUCUAGACCCUGCCAACGAAGAGGCGUCCCUCAUCAAGUCGGAGAUCGUUGCGGCGGCGCUCUCAGACUUUUCAAAGCACAGACCGUGUGAUCUCGUCAGCCACUGUCUAUCUCUCCUAAGCCUCAGUCCGCCUCAUUUCAAGGCGCUGGGCGACGCGCUGGCGUUAAUGCGAAAGCAAGGUCUGCUCAUCGAGAGCUACCACUCGCUACUUACCGCCCUCGAGGACCUGAGGCAACGCGCCGACGGCCCGUACAUCGAGGCGGGCGCGAACUACUGCCUGGGCAUAAUCAAGCGGUGGCGGCGAUUUCCGCAGGAAGCGCUCCAACACCUGGACAGUGCGAAGCGGCACCCGAGUUUCUAUCACGACUGCAUGCGGCACAUGGUGGAAAUUAGUCUGGAUCCUGGCGAAUGCAUAACAAUCGAGACGCUUUGCGGCCGCCCGACGUAUUCACUCCGCUCGCAUUCGACAGCGUCGCUGGACGGUUUUUCCGAGGCUGAGAGGCUGCUGCGGGAGUGGACCGCCACGGGGCCCCCGCUGGAACUCAAGCCCCGACUCGUGACGUGGCAAAUCGAGGCACUCGCGUUCUCCAAGGAGACGCGCAAACUGGAUCUCGCGCUGAAAACUGUCGGAGAACUCCUGCUGCAGCGUUGCGACGACGUGCCGCUCCUCUUGGCGGCCGCAGAAACAUUGCUGGUCAUGCGACAAAUCAGCAAGGCUCGCGUUCACCUCAAGCGCAUCUGCGAGUUGGCGAAGCAGGGCGUCGAUCGAGCCAUCGAACCCGAGACAGAACGCGCCUGCCUGCUCUUAGCUGAACUCUACAUUCAAGGAGGGAAAAUUAGCAGCGCGGUCCCGCUCAUCGCCCUCGUCACAAAUGCGAACAAAGAAUGCGCGCGUGCCUGGGAGUUACUUGGGAUCUGCAAUGAGAGGCGAGGGCACUAUGAACAGGCUGCCCACAAUUUCGAGAAGGCAUGGGCGCUUGUCAACAAACGGAAUGUAACAGUAGGAUACCGUUUGGCAGGCAGCCUUCUCAAGGCAAAACUGCCUGUUAAAGCUAUCUCUGCAUGCCUUGAAGUCCUAAAGCAGAAACCGGACUUCGCCAAAAUUCGAAAAGACGUUCUGGAAAAAGCAAGGAGGGAACUGCGGACGUGA